Messenger RNA from Anneissia japonica, 357 nucleotides. Its product is annotated as cholinesterase 1-like. The record is from RefSeq and is a predicted model, not a curated record. The transcript has 3 exons. Lineage: Eukaryota; Metazoa; Echinodermata; Crinoidea; Comatulida; Comatulidae. The annotation marks the transcript as partial.
GUACGUUUGAGACCUGUUAUGGUGUGGUUUCACGGAGGUGCAUUUGUUGUUGGAACAUCGUCGCAACCAGAGUUCGACCCUACGGUCCUGUCAGUUGUUGGAGAUCUUAUAAUCAUUAAUGUUAAUUAUCGACUUGGUAUAUUUGGGUUUUUAACUACCGGUGAUGAUGAAGGCAGAGGAAACUAUGGGAUGCUUGACCAGGCGCUUGCAUUGAAGUGGAUCAAUAAUAAUAUUAAAGCUUUUGGCGGUGAUCCAUCAAAAAUUACCAUAUUUGGUGAAAGUGCCGGCGCCGCCAGCGUUCAUCUGCACCUACUUUCUCCAAUCAGCCGAGAUCUAUUUGAUCAAGCCAUAAUGCAA